This is a messenger RNA of Mesoplodon densirostris (Blainville's beaked whale), 417 nucleotides long. It is a transcript of the gene UCMA, whose product is annotated as upper zone of growth plate and cartilage matrix associated. The record is from RefSeq and is a predicted model, not a curated record. Gene Ontology annotation, biological process: embryonic skeletal system development; regulation of osteoblast differentiation. Bases 1 to 417 code for a protein of 138 amino acids. The transcript has 5 exons. Lineage: Eukaryota; Metazoa; Chordata; Mammalia; Artiodactyla; Ziphiidae. Gene Ontology annotation, cellular component: extracellular matrix.
AUGGCCUGGAGACAGCUGUUCCUGAUCUCCUGUCUCUCGGCCAUUGUGCUCCUGUCCAUCCUGCGGGAGGGGACUGCUGUGGCGGUGGACACCAGGCGGUUGGCAGGACAAGAGGUGCAGGAAGGCGUGGAAGGGAAGAUUUUCAUGCAGGAAUCAAAUGCCUUGAAUUUCCUCAAGAAGCGAGGCAAGCGGUCCCCCACAGCCCGAGAAGAGGUCAAUGCGGAGAACAGGCAGAAGCUGCAGGCGGAUGAGCUACGGAGAGAACAUUACGAGGAACAAAGGAACGAGUUUGAGAACUUCGUGGAGGAGCAAAACGAUGAACAGGAAGAGAGAAGCCGGGAGGCCAUCGAGCAGUGGCGCCAGUGUCAUGAAGACGGCCUGUACCCGCCCGAUCUCUACAAUCGCCACCGUAUCUGA